This is a messenger RNA of Lingula anatina, 4007 nucleotides long. RefSeq names its product cholinesterase. Gene Ontology annotation, cellular component: plasma membrane. Lineage: Eukaryota; Metazoa; Brachiopoda; Lingulata; Lingulida; Lingulidae. Gene Ontology annotation, biological process: choline metabolic process; acetylcholine catabolic process. Gene Ontology annotation, molecular function: acetylcholinesterase activity. The record is from RefSeq and is a predicted model, not a curated record.
UUUAUGUGCAGGGACGAAUAAGUAAAGUACAAAUAGAGGGAGAGUGGGUCAAUAUUAUUUUUCUAUUUUAAGAUCACAGGCAGUCGGGACAUGUAAAAACAUUAAAUUUGUAAAACAUUGUCUGCGCAACUAAAGAAUUUGUAUUGACUCUGUCUCUGACGCAGUUUUUGUUGAUCUUGGUUUUUGUUUAGUGUCAAUCUCAGCUUCACAACUUUUUUUCCAUCUCAGUAGUAAGAGAAGGGAACUCUGAAGGGCACGAGAAGAAUUCGAGGUACACUCCCGAAGACCGUGAGAUCAUCUCGAACACGCUGCCCGCGCGCCCUGUGGCACGUAAAACCGCCUGUUCUUCGUCUUCAUUGUGUUUAUCUCGUUUCACUUUUGGCCGAAAGGAAGUGUAAAUCACUGCCACCUCGCUUUCAGCGUGCAAGUGUGCGGCAGAAACCCAGACUGUAUAUUUUUGUAUCCAGAGGCAAGGCACAUAGAAGAGACCAUGCACACACCCUGGCUAUCUUUAAUCACCUUAUGGUUGGUGAUGCCAAACGCACUUCGGUCCCAGUCAGUUCCUUACGACGUUGGUCAGACUGAAAUCAUCCUCCCUAUUGAUGCCUCCACCAGCGUGAAAGGAACGCGCUCGAGCGUGCUAGGCGAUUCGGUGGAUUCUUUUUUGGGUAUCCCCUUCGCUCAACCACCAGUUGGUGACAUGCGCUACAAACGCCCAGUGCCCUAUACCGGCCCUUCCUGGACGGGAGAAUUUGACGCAACUAGACAGCCCAACUCUUGUCCACAAACCUUAGACAACGAAUUUGGCCGUCACCCCGGAGUGGAGAUGUGGAACGCAAACACCAAGCUGGACGAGGACUGUCUGUAUCUGAACAUUUGGGUCCCUUUUCCUAAAAGUUCUGAGAAAUUCGCGGUAAUGAUCUGGAUAUAUGGCGGUAGCUUCAUGACGGGCACAAGCACCUUGGCUGUCUAUGAUGGUCGCACACUCGCUGCAAAAACUAAGGUGAUCGUUGUAUCUCUGCAGUAUAGGUUAGGUCCCCUUGGCUUUGCUUAUCUUGGGACCGAUGACAUUCCCGGUAACGUUGGCUUACUGGACCAGCAAGCUGCUAUACAGUGGGUGUACAACAACAUAGAGCAUUUUGGUGGAGACAAAGAUAGAAUCACUCUCUUCGGUGAAAGUGCUGGGUCGGUGAGUGUGUCAUAUCAUAUGCUGUCACAAAAAAGCUGGCCUUACUUCAACAGAGCGAUAUUGCAAAGUGGUUCCGCUUCUGCCACAUGGGCCUACCAAUCUCCCGAUGUGGCAAAACGAAAGACCAUCAAAUUUGCCGAAAUAGUUGGAUGCAAAACAAAAGGAGUUACACUUGAAGCAAUCUCAAAAUGUUUAAUAAGCAAAGAUAAAACAGAUAUUGUUAAUCACCAAUGGGAUUUGGUCAACAUGUAUUUCGACGUUCCUAUGGCUCCAACACUGGAUGGUUAUUUUAUUAAUGAACCUCCCAUGGAAUCGAUAAAGAAGAAAAAGAUCAAAAAUGCGGAUCUCUUGGCCGGAGGGAAUCGGGAUGAAGGGAUGUAUUUCCUACUAUAUGGCUUGCCAAAAUAUUUCAAUUUAAAGAACGAAAACCCUUUAAACCGAGAGGAAUUUCUACGAGUGCUGGACAGAGUUGCUCCUACCAACGUGACUUUAGUACACGAAGCCGUUGUUUUUCAAUAUGAAAAGUCUGUCGCGCAACAUAGUUCCAAUAAAUAUAGGGACAUUCUUGAUGAUAUUGCAGGGGACACCAAUUUUGUCUGUCCGACUGUCGAUUUUGUUCAAGCGGCAUACAGAGACGAAAAGCAAACUUUCAUGUAUCAUUUUAAACACCGUAGUAAUAACAAUCCGUGGCCGGAGUGGAUGGGAGUUUUACAUGGAUACGAAAUAGAAUUUGUGUUUGGAGACCCAUUGAACAAAUCGCUGAACUACACGGCAGAAGAUCUAGAUAUAAGCCGACGAAUGAUGGUGUAUUGGAGCAAUUUUGCAAAAUCUGGGAAUCCUAACAGAGGAGAAUCUGUCUCUAAAGAAUGGCCUAGGUAUACUCCCUCCAAAAGAGAAUAUUUUGUGCUGGACACCACGCCAGGAAGAACAGAGUACGGACUGCGCCACCGUUAUUGCUCUUUUUGGAAAGAAUUAGUACCCGAAAUGUAUUCAUAUGCAGAGCGAGUUAGAGGGGUAUGUGGUAUCUCCGGUGGUGUGUUUCAUUCCAGUUCUGAUUAUUUACUGAUGAUGACUGCCAUUGCCUGUGUUCUGUUGUACGGUUUUCGUUAAUUCUCUGUUUUUAGUUCUCUCAUUUUGCUAGUUAUACAUAGGACCUGUUUCUUUGAUUAGCGUUACCGUUAUUAUUAGUGUAAUGAAACGGUAUCUACAGUGAUACAACAUAUAGCUAUUUGCCGAACAAGUAUUAAUUCAUGAGUAAGAGAAAACAGGUUAUUCCCUGUAUCUGAGUAAUGAUGAAAAGAUGCCAAGGCUCGAGCGGUAUACUUAAGUGAUGCAGUCUGUAUCGGUACACUUAAAGAGAUUGACAACUUAAUAGCCUCAAGCUAUUUUAUUAGAGAGUCACAUAAAUGAAGCCACCGCUCUCGACUCGUCCAAUGUAUGAAACUAAACAACAGGAAGCGAACUUGUGAAGGAAUUAUAAAAGGGAGCCAAAACCCGUAAGUGUAUUUACAUGGUGGGGACUUCUUAACGUACACUGGCACUGCCUGUACCGCUAAAAUAUACCGCUCGAUGUGAAAAAGGCCUAUUUCGAAGUCACUCUUGGUCGGAUCUUGAAAGUAUACAUUGGUUGGGUGGCUUAGACUGCAUUCCCAUAGACACAUCGGAUCGACCAACUCUGCGGGGAUUCUCGCUAAGUGCAAUCAGCAGAUUCAGCUUAAUUGUCUUCCACGCCUCCUCGAGCAGCUAGGGAGUAAUUAAGUCAAGCGUUUAAGUAGUUUAAUUGCACUCUAGGUGCUGGGGGAGGUGUGUCAUUUAGUUAAACUGAUUGCACUUAACGAGAGCCCCUGCAGAGUUGGAUCGAUCCUCCUAGGCCGUUGUGUCUAUCGGAAUGAUCCCCUUGUGGGUGUUAACAACGUGUGAUUCGAGACAGAACCAUUUCAAUUUACCUCUAUGACGAAUUGUCAAACCUGCAGAUAUAUAAUGAUGGAUGGAUUAAAUGCAUUGUUAUUAGUUUAUGGCGGCAUGUAGGCCUAUAAUUGCUUUUGAUAAUCAAAAGCCGUGAUCAGAUGUUUUUCAAUUGCCAUUAUAUGCAGAUUUUUUCAAAAAUAGUGAAAAGAAUAUUUUUCUGGUGCAGCAUGUGUUCAAUCAAAUCUCAUGCCCUUCUUUUAGAAGAAAAAGCAGAAAAGUCCGUAUUUUCCUGUCCAUCCCAGAAAAAAGAUAUAUACUCAACAAGAAGUUAUACUUAUUUCAGAUACAAGCAUCUCGCAGUAUGAACUGUCAGAUAAUUGAACCUAUUUUGCAAUCGACAUAUUUCAUUUGGCAGAUUCUGGAAUGGGGUUUGAAAGGUUCAUCUUAACUCCUAGGUGUCGUAAUUACUUCACUGCCAACUGAUCGAGGUUCAGUGCCGUGAGCUAGGCACUGAUGAGGCCCUCCUGUGCAGAAAAUUUUCUUCUGUUAUCCUUAUUUCCCACAAUCAAACUUAAAGCCCUCGGCGUAUUUUUACGACAUUUAAGUUGCCUGUUAGAUGGAAGGGGGGGGGGGGCGUAUUAUGUUCUGUGUAUAAUGUACAGGUCUAGCAGUGGCGAGCCCAUGAAAUGUACUAGGGUGUAUCAAAUCUAGAAUUAGUUUUAGGAUUGCAAGAGUUGAUGUUGCCAAAGCCUUUAUGGGUCUGCCUCCAUAUGCCGAUGGCUUUGGCGGGGCAUCUCCUUAAAUCGUACUUGUUUUGAAAUAGAACCAUGAUUGCCAAUCAUUCAAUACUAUAGCAUUCUCGUUGCAUUAGUUAAAUUUGUUUUAAGUUAAUAUGCCACGUUUGCAUAUU